Molecule: messenger RNA, 9486 nt
Organism: Daphnia pulicaria
Lineage: Eukaryota; Metazoa; Arthropoda; Branchiopoda; Diplostraca; Daphniidae
Gene: RhoGEF2
Product: rho guanine nucleotide exchange factor 11-like
Exons: 42
Coding region: 676-6444 (1922 amino acids)
Biological process (GO): G protein-coupled receptor signaling pathway
Cellular component (GO): cytoplasm
Molecular function (GO): guanyl-nucleotide exchange factor activity; G protein-coupled receptor binding
Source: RefSeq, a predicted model, not a curated record
UGAAGUUGUCCAAUUUUUUUUCGCAUUACAACUAGUAGCCCGUGAAUCGUCAAAACGGAUUGUGCUUGAUUCUCUUUAGCAUAUCAAGUGACUUUAUACCAACGAUUGAGAAAAGUUUUGAAAGAAAUAGCUUUUUUCCCAGCCCUGCUUUGCCUUUUCUGGUGGCCUAAGUGUUGUUUUGAGUUUUUUUGUUGACAAGUGUUGGCGGCCAUAUUGCUGGCUUCCCACUCUUCAGUAGACGCCCAGAGCAUAUACAACACAGCAGCGGGGGCGGUGUGCCAACCACUCAUACACCAAGAAAAAAAAGAAGCCGAAGAAAGAUCAAGAACAGUUUUGCUUCAUUGAUUGGAUCCACAAGUUGAAUGCAACAACGAAUCUCUCAGGAUUAGUUUCGUUUUUUGGCCUUAACUUUGUUCAUCAACUUCUUGUUUGUGCCUCAACAGCUUGUGUUGUUUUUUUCUAUCCUGCUUCCCCAGACAGCCUCCAGUUUGACAUUUUGCACAUUGGCUAACAGUUUAGAUCUCGCGUUGUGAUUUGUCAUUGCUUUUUGGCCGUGUCCCAGACUUUUUGUCUGUUGAGGAAUCUGUUUCCACUGUGUUACACUUGUCAAUGUGUCAUUACAUGCUAUGGGUGCAGCCAUAGUGCCUAGUGGAUGAGUGAUAUCUCGAUGAAAGUAUGGAUAACACGCUGACCAGUUUGGAAGAGAGGUUGAACGAGCCGAACUGGUCCGGAUUCCAAGGAGGUGCGCCACAGCUGCAGUGGAUCCCUGCUCCGUCGCAAUACGGCACGUCGUCAAUCAACGGCGGCCUGAUUGGCGGCAGUAGUAACAACAGUAGUAAUAACGCCAGCCAUUCCAAUCCGCCGUCGCGGGUGGUGGUUAUCAACCGAGACGAUAGAGGGUUCGGUUUCGUCGUGGCCGGUGACAAUCCCGUCUUCGUUCAAACCGUUCGUGAAGGCGGAGCCGCUGAGCGAGCCGGCAUUUUUAAGGAUGAUAUUAUUAUCAAGGUUAACGGAUCGUGGGUGACCCAGUCGAACCACGCCGAGGUCGUCGAUUUGAUUAGAGCGGGUGGAUCGAGUGUUGCUCUCACUGUGAUAUCGCCCGUCUACGGAUCAAGCAACGGGUCCGGCGUCCCGACUCACUACAACUCGCCGUACGCUAUGCCUUCACUUUAUCCGUCGUCAAGUCCGUCGGGUUCGCAGGCACCUCCGCCUCCGCCACCACCUCCCAUCAUGACGACAACUCCGACGUCAAGAGGAUUGCAUCAUCAGCCUUCGAUGCGAGGCGGAAUCACUAGUCCACAGCCUGUCGGGCACGAACAACAGCGCGUCGUCGAGUUGGAGCGUCUCAACACGUUCAAGUUGAUGCUGGAGAAGGAAGCCCAGUUUGUGGAGACGAAGAGAGGUGAUUUGGCGCGCGGAUACAACCCUGCCGUAGCCAUCGAGUUGGCCAGCGCCGAAAAGCGCGUCCGAGAGCUCCAACAGAAAUACAACCAGAUGGCAAACCGACUUGGACUGCCCACCUCGGAAAGUCAACCGCUACUGUUGUCGUCGGCUCAACGCUCUCCGUCGCCGGCCCACCGUCCCCAAUCGGCUCAUUAUCCGGGUGGAGUAUCUGUAGGACGUUCUGGCAGUAGUGGCAGUGGAAGUCGGAUAUCCCAGCGACCACCUGGUGCCGUUGAAGGUGGCGGUUGGGACAAUUUAGGAUGCGACGUCCCUCCGCCAUUGCCAGCCCGUAAUCGCUCAUUGGUCUCGCACAAUUCAUCCCCGUUGAUCCUGUCCCCCAGUCCUGCUCCAACUCCUGGCGAGACACCCUCGUCACCGCCGCCCCCACUUCCACCCCGCAAUCCUUCCACGGCCUCGUCUUCCUCUUGUUCUUCCUCCUCUUCGUCAUCCUCCACAGCCAUGCCGGACUUAGUCCCGUCGGUAAACGGAGCCAGUAAUCAGGAUCAACAUCGAAUUCUGCUGCGCGAUUCGCCCACUAACCAACCUCCUUCGUCCAGCGCUGGCCGACCGAGUACAAGCCCGUUGCCUUCACAUCACCGCACAAAGUCAAGCCCGUUUCCUUUUCCAGUCCAGCCUGUUGCUGCCAGCGCGCCAGACAGUAAGAACAUAAAUUACUCCCGUCGUUUCAGUUCAUCCGAUUCCAUUAGUGAGUUGGAUUUAUCGACCAGACGUGGUGGUGGUGUCAGUGGCAAAGACACGGAUUCCCCCACACACGGCACUCCUCCCGGCACACCUCCGCCGCCUUACAGGCGACCCGUCAGUCCUUUGGCCGAAGAUGGGAAUGGCAGUGAGACGGCGGCGACAGGCUCGUUUCCAGCUGCUCAUCAAGCGGCCUCGCCUUCCGGAGUCGUUUAUGCCGGACAAGAAACCCAGUUAAAUAUUCUGUCGAUGGAAGAGGAUGAAUUUUCUGAUCACGAAUCGGUCAAGGGACAGAUUGACGAUCACGGAGUAUUCAAAACCUUAGCAAAACUAUGGCAGCACAAUGCACACUUGGCCGUCUUCAUGAAUUUUGUCAUGUCUAACUGCGAUCCAGCCAGUUUGUUCUUCCAUUUGAUAACGGAUCUGUACAAAGAGGGCACUGCCAAGGAUAUGAAGAAGUGGGCUUAUGAGAUUCAUUCAACUUACCUCGUUCCUAAUGCGCCUUUGAAAUUAAACAAUGUCGACGAGCACGUCUUGCACGAAAUUGAUGACGCCUUACAAGUGGACAUUGACAAGGAGGAGAUCCUGCGAAAGGUGUUUUUGAAAGCGAGAUCGAAAGCCAAGGAGGAAUUGAAACGGCAUUUAGCCGAGUUUCUAAGUAAACGGACCGUCGGCUUGGCAACCAUAUUUGGUCCGAGCGACGCCGUUCUAGACGAGACGAUCCACGACAAGGCAAAAGAGGUUAAGAUCGUAGAGAGCCUCCUCCUACCUCGGCUAGAGUUGUUGGCGGAGGAUUUGGAAAAUUCCAAUGAUCGAAACCAGGCCAUUGCCUCUUCGUUGGCCACAGUUUUGCAAAAAAACUUUAAUGUCAAGGGGCCACAAGCAACCAGUCAGAUCGAGCGUUGUCCCACAUUUGUGGCAAAGGAAAAAUCAAUCAAGCCCAAAUUCCUCAGUAAAAACAAGAAGCAACUGACUGCCAAGGGCCAUCACUUUGUGGCCCACCAGUAUUUCAGCGUGACACUCUGCAAUCACUGUGGCAACGUCUUGUGGGGCACCAGUCCCCAGGGAUACCAAUGCACAAAUUGCGAGAUGAACAUCCACAAAGGAUGCGUCAAGGUAAUCGAGGAGAGCUGUAUCGGGGCUCUACAUCGCAAGGAUCGUGGUAACGAUCGCAUCAGCAAGAUUGUCGAUCGCUUUCGUCCUGAAAGGGAACUAAAGAGAAAGUUGACCACCCAAGGAUUCGGAGAUAAAAAUUUACGUCGCGCCGACGACUCCCUAGAAGCGUCUGCUACCGGAUCGCUGGAUUCUGAAUCGUCAACAGCAGGUGACAAGCAGAGCGGAUUGGGAUCUAACGGCCGAUCGUUCAAUGACGGCUCGAGAGAUGGAGCACGUGAUCGACGUUCGGGAACUGGAUCGGGAUCCGAUUCGUUUGGAGAGGCUGACAGACGGGCCGGUUACACACCACCGUACGAAGAGGAGCUCGACAGUUCCGGCGCAUCCAACUUCAGUAAAAAGAAAGUCAGCCGUUCGGAGAGUCUGCGUGAACGGGCGCAGAGGAAACAUCGGGAAAAGCGGAAACAUAGCGACCCGAAUCUUCCACCAUCCCAUUCCAGUGACAUGGAUCGAGAAGACCGGAGCCUAUCCAACAACAACUCUGGCAGUUCGUCCAAUUCGAGUCUCUCCACAAGUUUGGAGAGUCCCAGUCCAUCCGACAUCCGCAUUUCGGGUUCCGCCUUAUCAGAUGGAUCGUCAGGGGUAUCUGCCGCCUUGUCCGUGGCCUCAUGCAACGCCGGCGGAUUGCUCACGCCCUGGGACAGUGACCUCGAAGCGGAUCCUGAUCCGCCGGAUUGGACGCGCAAUUUGGAUCCUGACGUUGUAGACAAGAUGACGCCCAAAGAGAAACAACGGCAGGAAGUCGUCAAUGAGCUCUUCCAUACCGAACGGAGUCACGUUCGUAACCUAAAGGUCCUGGACCGGGUGUUCUACCGCCCGCUACUCGACAACGGCUUCAGCGAUCUUGUUAAUCUGCUCUUCCCCAAUUUGCCCGACAUGUUGGAAAUCCACGGACGUUUCAACACACUCAUGAAAGCCCGCAAAAGAGACCAGCCGGCCGUUGAAACUGUUGGUGAUAUCCUGGUUGCCAUGUUUGACGGACCUAAUGGCGAAGCGUUCCAGCAAGCUGCCGCCACCUUCUGCAAGUACCAGUCAGUUGCUUUGGAGAGUUUAAGGGACAGACGCAAGAAAGACUCUAAACUCCAGGCAUUUUUGGCUGAAGCCGAAGGCAAUCCCGUUUGUCGGCGACUUCAGUUGAAAGAUAUCAUCCCGACAGCCAUGCAGCGGUUAACUAAAUAUCCGCUCUUGCUGGAAAGCCUGGCCAAGUACACGCAGCCGCGCAGUGAAGAAAUGACGUUGGUGCGCAGGUGUUUGGAACGGUCUCGCGAAAUCCUCAAUAAAGUCAACCAAGCCAUUAAGGAGGCUGAAAACUACAACCGGCUGGUGGAUAUCCAACGUCGACUGGACAAGUCGGCGUUCGAGAAAUCCGACCACGCCAUAGCUAAUGAACUCAAGGGUUUCUUGGUAUUUCAGAACUUUGAGUUGACAAAGCACCGUCUGAUCUACGAGGGCGCCCUGACGUGGAGGACAAAAGGACAGAAGAAUGUCGAUCUUCACGUCGUCCUCCUGGAGGAGUACAUCCUCUUGCUCCAGAAGCAAGACGACAAGUACGUGCUGAAAUUCCACAGCAUCAACUACCUGAACUCCAAGGAGGAAUCCAAGUGUACACACAGUCCUAUCAUCAAAAUCGCUACAGUUCUCGUUCGGCCGGUGGCUACAGACAAACUUGCUCUGUAUUUGGUCAACACGUCGCCGACAGGAGCUCAGAUUUACGAUCUUGUGGCCGUCUCCAUCGCCGAGAGAAAAGCAUGGUUUCGCCACAUCACUGACGCCACGGAAGCGUACAAAGCACGAGAAGGUCGCAACAGGCGACCGGAUGGAAGCGGGAGUGGCUCUUCCCCGUCGAUGGGAAGCGCCACCCCCAGCCUCAGUUCCUCUUCCAGUUCCGCUCAACUUUUACCGCCACUGCCACAGGCCGCCGAUUCAUCGGAAAAAACCAGUGAGGAGCCGAUCGAGGACAACGUGUCGGCCGAUUCCGGCGUCAGUUUGACGCCCAGUACCAACGAAACUCAGCCGCCGCCAAGCGAGCCAGCGAGUGAACAGCCGCCGCCGCCGCCGCCGCAGCAGCAGCAGCAAUCUCAGCCAACCAACUUGGAGGCGGCCCAAGCCGAAGCCUCUAAGAAACCAGGUGAGAGCGGGACGACGACUCCGGGUAGCGGUUCAACGGCGGCCUCACCGGCGCCACAGCGACGCCUUCAAAGAGUCGAAAUUCUGAAAAUAGCCGAAGGAACGCCGUUAAUCGAUCCCACUGAGGUGGUAGUCUCUCAAGGAGCCGUUCUCAUCGCCGAACCUGUCCUCACUCCAUUAGAAAAGCUGCGGAGAAAAGAUCAGAUGAUCCGAGCUGCUCUGGCGGACAAACAAAGACUCGUGGCCGACAUUCUGCACGUUCCGCACUCUGAGCUGGAUCCAGCAUCAUCCGAGUUGCUGAGCGAAUCGGAAGGCGAGAAAGAAGCUCGAUUGCUAGUCAUGACGGCCAUAGCUCAAGCCACCCAACUCUCAGCUGUACUGAACGACAGUUUGCACGUCACCGAAGAGGAAGCCAUCGCUGCUGUCUCGGCGGAUCCCACGCCAGUCACAUCAUCACCAUCAUCGCCACGCUCGGCUCGGCGGAUCAAUCGAAUGCCGGGCGCUGCAACUACCAAAUUGCUCGCCAUCACGUCCGCUCUCAAUAAGGACCUGACACAGCUCCUGGGUAUCGUCACAAAUCGAGACGAGGAACGCGAUCAGUUGCGUCGUGAAUUACAGAAGACACGUGAUCAGUUGGCCGAACAGUUGGUACUGCAAGUCGUAUCCCAUCCUACGUCCACUUCACGUCCGGUCAGCCACGUUUCCUUAUCGGACUGUGAGGCGACGAUAGAAUCUGAACAGUCAGAGGGCGCCCCUGCGUCUCCGGAAGUCGACAUCCAAGUACCCAGUGGAUGCGAAGGAGAAUCAAAUGAUGGGAACGAGUCACUAGUCGACAAAUCGAUAGUUCCAGUUGAAGCUGAAACGACGUCGCCAGUCACUUCGCCUUUUGACGAGGUCGACAGCGCAAUAAACUCGAACCAGACUUUGAGCGAGGAAGUAGUCGAAAGGAUCGACAUUGGCGAGAAAACAGAAUUGGAAGUUUCCCAGAGUAGUGAAGCUUGAAAAACAUCAUUAUUUUUUCAACAGCUACCAAGAAAAUAAUAAGAAUUUAUCUUCCCAAGUACAUUGUUUUAAGUGGCAUGAAAAAAGCAAAAAAAAAAAAAAAAAAAAAAAAAAGAAGCAAAAAAAAAAACGAAAUAUUCACUUCCAUCUUCUUUCGAUGACCUCAUUCCGCCAUUGAGCGACCUUUGUACAUAUGACGCCAAGAUUCGCUUAAAGUGCAAAAAUUUCAAAAACAAUAAGAGCAUGGAUUUUUUUUUCCUCCCCCCACACACCCCAUACCCUACCCUCCCAGUUGUGAAGAUGUAUUGAAAGAAACGAAAAAUCAAUAAUUAACACGGUGGACGAUUGUUUAACGUGCCAAUCAAGACAUGGAGUCAGUCGGAUCCUGGCGCUAAGGCCGAUCUCUAUUGCAUUCUUUUUUUUCUGUUUUGUUUUAUUUUGUUCCUUAUUUUUCAAAGCUUUCUUCGGCGACUAGCGAACCUCUGGACUCGAAGAAUUUUUCCCCCUCUUUUUUUCCCUGUACAUCUCUCGAUUCGAUGCAGUCGUAUGUCUCUUUAUUCCUCCUUCUUCUUUGUUGUGAAUUGCAAAACCAACUGAUCUAUACCUUAACUUGCAGGAUUGGUUCAUAACAAAUAUACGCGGAGAAGGAAGAAAAAGUUUGUUGUAUCAAAAGACGUGUAGGAGAGAGAUUGAGAGGAACAAAACAAGAGAAUUAUGGCAAGCAACCCUAUAUUCGUCUCAAUGGAAAUAUUUUUAGAAAGUAGAUUCAAAUUGCGAAAGUGGCGCUAGAGACUUAACUUACUUGAUGUAACAACGAGAGAGAUUUGAAAUGCAUAGGAUCAAAUUUAUUUUUCGCGCGAUGGCUCUUUUCUUUUUUGAAAUUUGACUUCCCUUCUUGAUUUAAUAAUUAAAAAAAUAAGAACGUCUUCACUUGUCCCUCCUUCCUGCCAAUUUUGUCUGUGCUCUUGAUUUCCCCCAUCUCUGUCCAAAAUAUCACCCGUUUUGUUUUGUUGUACCGCAGAACUCUUUAAUUAUUAAGGAAACUCCUUUAGGUUUUCUCACCAUUCAUGCAAUACACUUGAAAUAUAUUGAUCCGAUUUCAUUGAAAUAACCGGGAACAAAAUUGAAUCUUUUGUACAUCGAGUACUCUUACUAAUAGUUUUCAGGAUAACCCUUAGAUUGUGUCAACACAAUUACUUUAGUGAUAGUUUAGUAGUUCUUAUGUGUUUCUGCAUGUGACGAAACACACAGCAGGUACACGUAACAACGGAGAACCGCGCUAUUGCGCCGUCACGCCGCUAGAAGCGCUCCGACGGCUGGAACCCUCCCACUUUCCCAUGGCUGGAGUCAACCCAAUUACCCAACCCGUUCCUGACGACUGGAGCUACUACCCCCGACACAUCCUACUACCAGAUCGAAGAAUUCUCCAUCAACUGCGUUUUCAUUGUCGACAAGCAGUGCACGGAGAAUUUAUCCUGAGCUACGUGAAGACAACUUCGAGCAGGCAGUCAGAAUGAAACCAGUGCUAUUGACUGCUCCCAGAUGCAUGCUCAGCUGGUGUUUUGACUUUUGAGUGAGUUGCGAUCUUCUGCCGCAGGAGCGCUAGGAAUCGGGAACAAAAUAUGCGCAGGGUGGCAGAGCAUUGACGUUUGAGCAGGCUGGCUGUUUGGCUGAGCUGGGCUGAGCAUGCUCACCUCAACCCGUGUUACAUUCACAGCCACCUGUUGACACUUGACAGCCAUUACUCAUUAGAUAAUUGUGUUGAGUGGUUGUCAAAAGUUUUCCUAUUUUUCCAUGAAAAUUACCGAUGAAUCAUAAGUUUAUUCAAGUUCGUUUCUGUGCAAAUUGUUUUUGAUGUGAUUUAUUCCGUAUGUGUGCUGGAUUAAAUUCAAAAUUCCUCAAUCUAACCUGUAGGAAAUAACUGGAAAGGAAACAGUAGCAUGUAAGUUGCCUACCAUCACUAACACCAACUCUUGUAUUAAAAAUCUUCGUUCUGCUGAAUGCAUCAUGCAGUUAAUACAGCAUUUUCUAUUGAUCUUGGUAGGUCACUACCCCAGUGUGGACAUGUUUGUUUUUCUGAACAUGUUUUUCAACAAAUAAUUCUUUGACAUACAAGGAAAACUGUGAAAAAUAUCAUAUCAUCUUAGCCAUGGGUAAUCUUCAGGUUUAUUGCAGCAGCUUAAGAGAAGAAUAUGAACAAAUGCAGGGCACAUACCAACAUGUGUUGUAUUUUUCUGAAUUUUAAACACGAGCAGUAGAUUCAACAUGACUAACUGUUUGAUGCCAAAGUUGGUUGGAACUCAACUCACUGUACGUACUCUAACACAGAUAACUGGCGGUGCUGUUGCCUUUCAGCCACAGGCAGGAAAAUUAUUCUUUACUUCAGAAAAUUGGAAAGUUGCUGGAGUAAUCUGGUGGCCAUGCUCAUUUUAUUUUUUUUCAUGCCAGCUAGUGAAAGCCGAAAGGCAUGUCGAAUUCAAUUGAGCUGCUGCGUGCUGUCUCGAAGCAAACAAUCCAGCCAACCGUUACGUUCAGUCAUUUGGAACAGGAAUCUAAUGGCUGUCAAUAGGUGGCUGUGAAUAAGUGGCUGAAAUGAUGUCCACCAGGUGGCGCUAAUGUCUUCAGGGACGCUUAGCUACCAUUUUGUUCCAAGACGCAGCAGAAAUGUGUUGUGGGUUGUGACGUUUCUCACGAUGAAAAUUAAAAGGUGAUUUAGCAUGUGGAAACCAAGUUGCCAAAUCAUUCAACUCAGACUUGGAAGUGCCUGUACAUUUCCGAAAUGGCGUGCCUCGUGUGUCUCGCUGCCUGUUCUUAGACGUACGUCUCAUCCCAUGCAACAGCAAAAAGUAUAACAAACACUUCUUUGACGCUGGUGGUGGUUACCUUGUGGCAGCCAAAUGGUGAAAGGUAUGACGAAGACAGAUUGAACCAUUGUAUGGAGCAUGUGGCUGCAGUUCAAUCCAGAAGUUGCUGUGCUGUUGUAGCUGAGCUGUUCCAUCUGGGUUCCUGACUUAAAAAUUUUUGUGUUGUCGUUUAUGCCAU